UAUGAAGAAGAUGUUGACGACGCAGUCGCAGACGCUGUCGACGUUGACGUCGCUGCCGGCAACGAACUCGUUUCAAUUGAAGCGCUGCGUCAAUUGCGACGUCGUCUCCAACCAGACCACACAACUGAAAUUCAAUUCAAUUUCAUUUGGCUUUCGAGCGCAAAACCGAGCACAUUUCAAUCAUCAUCAUUAUUAUCAACGUCGUAUUCUGAUCUGUUGUUUUAUUCGUUUCUCGUUUCGUUUGUUGCAUUCCCCCGAUAAAGCCAACAACAACAGCGAAAAAUGGAGCAGUGGAAUAAUGUGGAGCUGACGAGCAUUACCAAAAAGUCAUACACCCUGAAUCACGAUUACGACGAUGCCGCCAAGCCGAACAAGGCUAACGACACCGACUCAGCUCCCCAAAAUUCCAAUGGCAACAGCAACGGUAACGUCAAUGACCAGGUGGCGUCGUCGGAUGGCGAUAAAGUGCUGCAACCUGGCUCGGAUAUCAAGCCCAAGAUGCGGCCAGAAGAUGUCGAGCCGUUGGUACGACGUCUAUACGGAAUUACCGUCAGUGAGCUGAAGGAACUCAUCUCCUACGAUGACCGCAACUACUUGAUAAAGGAAGAUUGCAAUGUAAAGAAUCCACUAAUUGUCACUCAUUGCCCGUUGGGGUAUGUGUUGAAAAUUCUUAAUGCUUUGGACUCGAAAAAAGAAGAAUUCGUGGAUGCUCAGAACCAACUGCUGCUCUACCUUUCCAAACAGCAAGUAAAGUGUCCACGUCCUAUUGCCAAUGCACGCGGCAAAUAUUAUUCGGUGGAGCAGCUCAAUGGCAAUGCACAUGUGGUGCGUCUACUGGACUUCAUACCGGGUAAAAUGUUCCAUGAGGUCGAGGUGACCAAGAAUCUGCUCUUUCAAUGCGGCGAGUACUUGGCCAAAUUGGAUCGUGCUCUCAAGAACUUUACUCAUAAGGCCUACGACACGCACAAGACCCUGUGGAUGCUGCAGUCGGUGCCGCAGUUGCGAGAUUUCCUCUACGCCCUUCAGGAUCAUCAGCGUAAAGCGUUGUGCGAGGAGAUCAUUGAGGCAUUCGAGUCAAAGGUGUUGAGUGUGUUGUCCACGCUGGAGCUGCAGAUCAUACACGGCGACUACAACGAGCAGAAUAUUCUGGUUAGUUCAUCAAAAGACGGAACACUGGAUUCGUAUCGCGUCACAGGCGUCAUUGACUUCGGUGACACGAAUCGUUCGCCGUUGAUCUUCGAGUUGGGCAUUGCCAUGAGCUACAUGAUGCUGCAAGCCAAGGAUUUGGCUAGCGGAGGCAUUUUCCUCGCUGGCUACACCAGCAUUCAGUCAAUUAGCGCCACAGAGCGCAGCUAUCUCAAGUAUUGUGUGGCGGCUCGUCUUGCCCAGAGUCUGGUGAUGGGCGCCUACACGCAUACGCUGCAUCCGGGCAAUGAUUACGUGUUGGUCACGCAGGCCCAAGGCUGGAUACUGUUGGAGCAGUUGUGGCGCGACAGUUUCGAGUCCAUCGAUGAACUGUGGCAGACAACGGCUCAUCAGUAUCUCACGCAAAGCAAUAAGUAAUCCACAUCCAAGUCCGUCCAAUAAGCAACUGUCAACUUUUGUCAAUUAGUAUUUUGAGCCUUGUCAAGUUUUAAGUAUUGAAAAUUUGCAUUUUACUUUAUUAUUUGUAUGUAUAAUUAUUAUAUUAUUACUGUUU
Messenger RNA from Drosophila nasuta, 1699 nucleotides. RefSeq names its product hydroxylysine kinase. Gene Ontology annotation, molecular function: amino acid kinase activity. The record is from RefSeq and is a predicted model, not a curated record. NCBI's taxonomy places the organism in Eukaryota, Metazoa, Arthropoda, Insecta, Diptera, Drosophilidae.